Phycodurus eques (leafy seadragon) is the source of this 3135-nucleotide messenger RNA. RefSeq names its product protein FAM161A-like. Bases 1012 to 1983 code for a protein of 323 amino acids. The record is from RefSeq and is a predicted model, not a curated record. NCBI's taxonomy places the organism in Eukaryota, Metazoa, Chordata, Actinopteri, Syngnathiformes, Syngnathidae. Gene Ontology annotation, biological process: cilium organization. Gene Ontology annotation, cellular component: cilium. The transcript has 3 exons.
GAAACAUUUUAUUUUACUGAUGAAAUAGUACUUCUUUCAAAAAGAAAAAAACAUUUUUCAAAAAAAUACUGAUGAACAUGACUUAUUUUUUAAAUAAUCAGUUUUAUCAAAAAUAGUUUUAUUUUCCUAGUUUAAAAAAAAAACAAUAUUAUACAGUCAUAUUUUCAAGAUUUUUUGAAAACUAGAAUUUCAAGAAAAAUAGUGUAACAUUACAAGACAAUGUCAAGAAAAAAAGGCCAGAUUUUUGUCAACAAAACACUCCCCCCCCCAAAAAAGGAAGAAUAAAAUCAGAUAAUUUGAGAAUGCAAUAGUGCCUUGACCUUUGAGCUGAAUUGAUUCUGUGACCACUUGUAACUCAAAACGCUUUGUAUUGCAAAUCACCUUUCCCCAUUGAACCGUUCCAUCGCCUCCAAAAAUACCGGCAAAAAUCUUUGUAAUUUGAUUUUUAAGUGAAAUAGCACUACAAUACUGUGCUUUAUAAAAACAUUCAACGGGCUUUGUGCUGCUUCUUUUGAUGUGCAUGCCUUGGCCUCCAGGGGGCAGUAUACUACAUACUGCACAGACAGAUUUGAUGAUGAAACAGAAGACCAUCUCAACUAAGAAGCAACAAUAAUAAUUUGCUUUUCACAGAGGAUAAAGAAUAUAUACCUGAGAGUAUUGUUGCAUGCUUUGUCUUCAUGUGUUGCUACUGCUUGUCUUCAAAUUGUUAUUUUUCAUGAUUACGAGUCAUCGCUCAGCCAAAUUUCCUUUAAAAGCACAGUAAAAAAAAAAAGUAGGUCAAUGUUGGUUGAUUGUAGAUGUCCAUCUGAGCAACAGGUGGACAAUAUGGUGGGUCAACACGUUAAUCUGGUCAAUCCCAUUGGGAGCAUCUGUCUGUCGGGCCCUCCAGUCAAGAGGCAUUAAACUUUAACCAAUCUAAAUCGACCGUUACGCUUUAGCCAGCAUCAGAUCAGGAUCGGACGGGCGCCGUGGCCGCAGAAGUGGCACUUUGGGCGUGGAGGAAGCAUCACGAUGGCGUUGCGGUGGCGCUCAGACUCUCUGGAUGGCGACCGACUCGUGGAAAUCUACCAGCGGAAGGACGGUGACCUGGCCGCAAAGUGCAGCAGCGGCAGGAACGACAAACGUGUCCGCAGCUCACUCUCCGUGCACAUCUACGGCCUGCAAAGACGGCAGAACGUCGAUGUCUCCAGGCCCGAGUACGACCACGGCCUGGAGGAGCUGAAAAAAAGUCACCUGGAGAACAUGGCGCAGCUGGAGAGGAUGUACAUCAGUCCCUGGGAGGAAGAUGAGGACGGACGUCUGCGGAGGGACGGCGACAAAAGCUCCAUCAGAGAGAGUUCGCUCAGCCCAGAGGACAUGAUGAUGAUCCGGCAGCACCUCGGGGUCCGGUCCAGCUCGUCGGGUCCCAACCCCCAGAGCGGUCUCCUGCGUCAAAGGGGCUCUAACGGGCGGCCGGGCAACUCUAAAGUCACGGUCCCCAGACCUUUCCAGAUGAUGCUGCGAGAGGUGCGGAAGGUGCGCACCCGCUCUGAGUUGGAGCUUGAGAACGCGCUGCUCCGACGCGAGCUGGACGAGCUCAGGGAGUGCCAGAAAAAGUUCCGGGCCUCGCCGGCGCCGGCUCACGUCCGCCUGCCUCUCUACGACAUCAUCGGCCGCCGGCGGCCCUUCCACUUCCUGGAGAGAGAGAGGAAGAAGAGCGAGGCCAAGAUGGCGGCGGACCCGGCCGGCGCCGGAGGACCACAAGGUGGGCGGAGGGCCUUCGCAGCUCGGCGCGUGCCCGUCUCGAGGUCGGCCUCCGACGCUCAGACUCAGCGGUCGUCGCCCGCCCCGAGCGGGGCCCCAGGCCCCCGCCGAAACUCAGAUGCCGACAGGCCUCAGAGAGCUCCGUCGCCCAAGGCGGAGAAGAAGCAGCCGGAGGUUUCCGUCGAGCUGGUCAAACCGGGCGAGUGGGCCCACGUGGGCCUGAUGCGCAACGGGAACUAACAGGCUUGUCUCGGGCUUGGCGUGUGCUAACCAACUGGACUGUACAUUGAAUUCGUUUUAGCGGGUUUAAUAAAGAAUGAAGAAUAUCAAAGUCGCGCCCCUGCGUCCAUCUGCAUGGAAAAAGUUUUGGCCACCAGUCGCUCCUAAAUAAAAAGUCAAAUCCGGAGUCAAGGAAUGAACUAACCCGAGAAUAAAGUUGUAUCUUUAAAAAAAAAAAAAAAAAAAAAAACUAGAGCAAAGAUGUAUUGUAUGUGAGAAAAAAAGAUGUAAUCCCACAAGAAUUGUUCUAUUUUCAUUUUACAAGAAUAGUGAUACUUUUAGAGCAAAAAAAAAAAAGUAUCACAAUAAUCGUAUUUUUUGAGAAGUCACUUUUUUUUCACAGAACAAAGUAGCAAUUUUCUGAGAAAAGUCUGAAGAAAGAAAAAAAAUCUCACUAUAAUAAAGUUGUAUUUUUUAAGUAAAAACAAGCAAGAUGAUCAUCAUAGUCAGUUUUCCCAAGAAUAGAGUAGUAAAAUCUUAGGAGGAAAAAGGUUUUGGGAAAACAUUUUUCUGUCAUCUUUUGAGAAUAAAAAUGGAUUUUUUUUCAAGAUAAAAAGGAAUAAAAAGAACAGAAAAAAAGUUAUUUAAAAUAAAUUAUGGGAAUUUCUUGGGGAGUUAAGUACUCUUUUCAGACAACAAAAUAAAAACAUUUCGAGAAAAAAAGCAUUAAUCUUACGAGAAUAAAGUCGUAUUUUAAAAUAAUAAAGUUAUUUGUUCGCUGAAACUUCAUUUUAGUUGUUUUGACUGACAGGUGGCUUUUCAAUGGCGACAGCGAAACCCGGAAGUACUUACGGUUACAAUUUCUUUUGCCGGAAGUCGUGCCUCGGCCGUACCAUAAACAAAAGUGCGUGGGUUUGGUGAGUUAUUUCUAUUUUUUAUUUUCUUUGCCAACUGUACGUCGAGCACGAAGCAAUAAGCUUGAACUGCAAUAUUCAACCUCUUUUCUCUUUUUCUACUCUUAGGAAGUUAGCUUCCGUGAAUGUUUUGCGUUUGUUUUCACGUCGGCUUUGGAGAGCACGUUGGCCAAAAAGUUCGAUGUGCUUUUUCUCUGUUAAAGUUUGGGACGCUUUGUUUUACUAGUUUUAGGUAUGUUACUAAAAAAUUUAAACCGCC